This is a messenger RNA of Plenodomus lingam JN3, 1218 nucleotides long. RefSeq lists its product as uncharacterized. The record is from RefSeq and is a predicted model, not a curated record. Gene Ontology annotation, cellular component: nucleolus. Gene Ontology annotation, biological process: ribosome biogenesis; endonucleolytic cleavage of tricistronic rRNA transcript (SSU-rRNA, 5.8S rRNA, LSU-rRNA). Gene Ontology annotation, molecular function: RNA endonuclease activity. NCBI's taxonomy places the organism in Eukaryota, Fungi, Ascomycota, Dothideomycetes, Pleosporales, Leptosphaeriaceae.
AUGGCGCUCGACGAAUCCCUCCAACAACCUCUCAACUUCACCGGCCACCGCCAACUCAUCAACCGGCUUGUCCUCGCAACCCUCACCGGCCGCCCCGUUCGCAUAUCGCAAAUCCGGUCCUCGUCCACAAAUCCCGGUCUCACACGGCACGAAACAAACUUCAUCCGCCUCCUCGACGCCAUAACCAAUGGCUCACAUAUCCAAUUCUCCAUGACAGGCACCACACUCGUUUACCGCCCGGGACUCAUCACAGGCAGCGCCGAAGGCCUCGGCGCAAGCGGCGGCGUAAUCAGGCAUGAGAUACCAUCUGAAUGCCGCAAGAGGGGGGUGAGCGCCUGGCUGAUACCGCUGUGCACUCUCGCGCCCUUUAGCAAAGGCAACAUGAACGUCGUCUUCCACGGCGAGGGCUGCGUGACUGCCGCCACCAUGGCGGGGGACGUCAGCGCAGACACGGUGCGCACGGCCAUCCUCCCUCUGUACAAAAACUUCGGCAUCGAAAGAAACAUUGAGCUCCGGAUCCUCAAACGCAGUGCCGCGCCCGCAGGCGGAAAGAGCGCUGGCGGAGAAGUCCAAUUGGUAUUCAACCACCAGGUCCGGCUACCCAAGACAUUGCACCUGCUCAACCCCGGACGCGUCAAAAGAGUGCGCGGCGUCGCCUACUGCGUCGAGGUCCCCAAGAGCAACAACGAGCGCAUGAUUUUCGAGGCAAGAGGCCUCCUCAACAAAUUCGUACCAGACACGUACAUCUUCUCCGACGCCUCGGCCGCGCCCCUCAUCCCCACAUCCAUCAAGACCCACCCGUCCGGCAAAGUCAAAGGCGCAGUCGGCUUCGGCCUCAGCCUCGUCGCAGAAUCAAGCACAGGCUGCCUCUACUCUGCAGACGUCUGCUCACCCCCCGAAGGCGGCGUCCCCGCAGACGAAAUCGGCAGACAAUGUGCCUACCAGCUCCUCGAGAAGAUCAGCCACGGCGGCGCAGUCGACUCCCUCGCAGCCCCAACCGUCCUCAUGCUCAUGGCCAUGGGCUCCGAAGACGUCGGCCGUCUCGCCCUGAGCAAACACGUUCUUGCCAGCGAGGAACUCGUGCAGCUAGCCCGCGACGCAAAGGUUUUUGGGGGUAGUGGGUGGGGCUUCAGAGAGGCGGGUGGGGAAGACAGCGAUGCUGUUGUGGUCAGUGUUGUGGGCAAAGGCGUGGGCAAUGUUGGACGCAAGGUUGCAUAG